Molecule: messenger RNA, 1185 nt
Organism: Bursaphelenchus xylophilus (pine wood nematode)
Lineage: Eukaryota; Metazoa; Nematoda; Chromadorea; Rhabditida; Aphelenchoididae
Source: the annotation of a GenBank genome assembly
AUGACCACUCCAUUCUACACAUUGAAUAAUGGCGUUAAGCAACCAGUCUUGGGACUGGGAACUUGGUUGGUAAGUCUCUACUUUUUUCACUGUGUGAUGCAGUGUAAAGCUGUAAUUAUGUUUUGUCGUCAUUGUAGGCCAAGGAUUUUAACGAAUUGAGGACUGCCAUUAGAGCGGCCGUUGACAUCGGAUACAGAUAUUUGGACACUGCCUAUGCCUAUGGGAACGAAGCACAGCUUGGAGAGAUUCUGGAGGAGAUCUUCAAGGAGGGAAAGGUCAAAAGAGAGGACUUCUUCAUUGCCACGAAGGUAAGAUUAAAUCAAAAUAUUUUGAGGACAUACAUUUCAGUUGCCAUUCUUUGCUCAUGAGCCCACCGUAACUGAGUCAAUUAUUCAAGAGCAAUUCAAAAAUCUCCGUGUGGAUUAUAUUGAUCUAUAUUUGAUGCACAAUGCCUGUGGAGUCAAGAGAGGCCCUGAUGGGGGAUUUCUGAAGGAUUCGAAUGGACUGAACGUCCCCGACCCAACUCCUCACAUUGAAACCUGGAAAGUAUUGGAGAAAUAUUACAAUCAAGGAAAGUUCAAGGCUUUGGGAGUCUCCAAUUUCCGAUGUGAUCAACUGGAAGAUCUCUACAAGAAGGCUACCGUAAAACCGGCCAACCUUCAGAUUGAACUUCACAUCUUCCACAGACAGAGGAAACUGGUUGACUUGUGUAAGAAGUUGGGACUGACAGUCACCUCUUAUGCUUCAUUGGGAUCGCCAUCAAGGAAACAAGGGUUUGGGCCUGGUGAUUACCCCGAUGCUGAUUGUUUGGGCAAUGAAAUUGUUCAAGGAUUGGCCAAAAAGUACAAUAAAACUCCUGGACAGGUGUGUAGUGUUUUUGGAACUUAAAAAUGGUGACUAAUUUACUUUCAGAUCCUUCUGAGACACCUUCUCCAACUCGGUAUUCAGGUCAUUCCCAAAAGUGUAAAUCCAGAGAGACUGAAGCAGAAUUUCAAUGUAUUUGACUUCGAAUUGGCAAAGGAAGAUCUGGAAAAAUUGGAUCAGAUCAAAGAAGAUGUCCGACUGUUCUCCUUUUCCUUGUAAGUAGAAUAUUUUCUGUCUUGCAGGUUUUACUCAAUUUGAUUACAAACACAAAAUUUCAGUGCGAAAGGACACCCCCUUUACCCACCAUUCGAAGUUGUCUAA